This is a messenger RNA of Phragmites australis (common reed), 1719 nucleotides long. RefSeq names its product nucleosome assembly protein 1;1-like. Gene Ontology annotation, cellular component: nucleus; chromatin. The coding region runs from base 187 to 1422 and encodes 411 amino acids. Gene Ontology annotation, molecular function: chromatin binding; histone binding. The transcript has 11 exons. Gene Ontology annotation, biological process: nucleosome assembly. Lineage: Eukaryota; Viridiplantae; Streptophyta; Magnoliopsida; Poales; Poaceae. The record is from RefSeq and is a predicted model, not a curated record.
CGCCUCUCACCCUUCUUAUACCCGGGAGACUAGGGUUUUAGUGGCAUCCUCUCUCUCUCUCUCUCUCUCUCUCUCUCUCUCUCCUGUUGCUCCCUCGCCGCCUAGCUCGGCGCUUCUCUCUCUCCACCGCGGCGUGGCGGCGAAGUCCGAAUCUAACACGAAGCGGACCUCAUCGGAGCUCCGGUGAUGGGCGGCGAGAAGGACAGCCUCGACCUUUCCGACUUCAACGCCUCCCUCCCCGCCGCCGCCGCAGGUAACCUCCGCUCCGCCGGCACCGAACCGCAUCCACCCGCCCUUGCGUUCCCCCCUAAUCGAUCCGCGUUGUCUCGUGGUUUGCCUGCAGCUCUCAGCGCCGAGGACCGCGCCGGCCUCGUCAAUGCCCUAAAGGACAAGCUGCAGAGCUUGGCGGGUCAGCACGCCGACGUGCUAGAGACGCUGUCGCCCAACGUCAGGAAGCGUGUUGAGUUUUUGAGGGAGAUCCAGGGCCAACAUGAUGAGAUUGAGGCGAAGUUUUUUGAAGAACGAGCUGCACUUGAAGCUAAGUACCAGAAGCUUUAUGAACCUUUGUACACGAAGAGGUAUGAAAUUGUAAACGGAGUUGUGGAGGUUGAUGGUGUCAGUUAUGAACCGGCCAGUGAAAAUGCUGCUGAUGGAAAAGAAUCAGAUGCCAAAGGAGUUCCAGAUUUUUGGCUUACUGCUAUGAAAACGAAUGAAGUGUUGUCUGAGGAGAUACAAGAGCGUGAUGAGGCUGCUUUGAAAUAUCUAAAAGAUAUCAAGUGGUCUAGAAUUGUGGAUCCUAAGGGUUUCAAGCUGGAAUUUUUCUUCGAUACAAAUCCUUUCUUCAAGAACUCUGUCCUAACGAAAACUUACCACAUGGUUGACGAAGAUGAUCCUAUUUUGGAGAAAGCAAUUGGGACUGAAAUUGAGUGGUAUCCUGGGAAAAACCUUACACAGAAGAUUCUCAAAAAGAAACCCAAGAAAGGUUCAAAGAAUGCGAAACCUAUUACUAAAACUGAAGACUGUGAGAGCUUCUUCAACUUUUUCAACCCCCCACAGGUCCCUGAUGAUGAUGAGGAUCUUGAUGAAGAAACUGCUGAUGAGCUGCAGGGUCAAAUGGAACAUGAUUAUGACAUCGGGACCACCAUAAGGGAUAAGAUCAUCCCUCAUGCUGUUUCCUGGUUUACCGGUGAGGCUGUGCAAGCUGAGGAUAUUGAGGACACGGGUGACGACGACGACGACGACGACGACGAUGAUGACGACGAGGAUGAAGAUGGCGAUGAAGACGAAGAUGAGGACGAGGAUGAUGAGGAUGAGGAAGAAGAAAGCAAACCGGUGAAGAAGUCGGGCCGCAAACAAAAGGUACCGCAGAAGGUUGGCUCACAAGGAAAUGCUGACCAACCAGCGGAGUGCAAGCAGCAGUAAACUUGUCCUGGUGCACUGGGUUCCUUGCGCUGGCGUUGGUGGUUGGUUGACGCGGUAUUUUGAAUUGCCCAGGAGUUUUGUUGGUUGUGUUGUGAGCGGCGGGUGCCAACGUGGUUUUGUUAGGUGUUGAGGCCAUUGUCUGGGGGCACUAGGUGCUGUGCUGGUGGAUGGUUAAUGGUUUGGGGAUCUUAUGAUAGUGUCUUGUGUUUUAGUUAUAUAUGCAAUCGGAUGAUGAUAUUCUAAGAUUGUGUAAUUAUCUUUGCACCCUGCCGAUAAGGGACUUCACUAUUUGUCUGA